AUGGCGAACAAGAUACCUUAUCUGAUAACUCAAGGCAACCUACCUUACAACGCCAAACCUUAUGAUAUCGAAACCCUUCUCGGGGACAACGGAUUCAAUCAUUUGGAAAACAUUCACAUCUCGAUUGACCCAGUCAGCGCGCGAACCCCGGGAUACUGCUUUGUUGACUUUCUUGACCGGCAAACUGCCGACCGAGCUCUUUCCGACUUGAAGGCUUCCAUCAACGGGCGACCUGUUAAAGUUGGUCCCUGUCAGCCUAAGAAGCAGAACAGGUCCCGCUGGGCCAGCGAAGAUGACCACGUUAACAAACGUUGGGGUGACUGGAAUUCCCAAAAUGGCAACCCCAGAAACAUGGAUCGGGCUCUGAACGGUCAAGGUCCUCACUAG
Messenger RNA from Penicillium cosmopolitanum, 387 nucleotides. Its product is annotated as RNA recognition motif domain-containing protein. Lineage: Eukaryota; Fungi; Ascomycota; Eurotiomycetes; Eurotiales; Aspergillaceae. The transcript is spliced from 2 exons. The coding region runs from base 1 to 387 and encodes 128 amino acids. The record is from RefSeq and is a predicted model, not a curated record. Gene Ontology annotation, molecular function: RNA binding.